Gigantopelta aegis is the source of this 11968-nucleotide messenger RNA. RefSeq names its product kielin/chordin-like protein. Gene Ontology annotation, molecular function: protein binding. Bases 1 to 6567 code for a protein of 2188 amino acids. The record is from RefSeq and is a predicted model, not a curated record. Lineage: Eukaryota; Metazoa; Mollusca; Gastropoda; Neomphalida; Peltospiridae. The transcript is spliced from 38 exons.
AUGACGAUCUCUGCAAAGGAAGAAAUUGUCCAGAUCACCCAAAUGCAGUGUGUCGCACCAGUAGCUGUGGCAGCUGUCAUCACGAAUGGCUGUUAUGAUGAUCAGGUACAAUACCGACAGGAAGGAGAGCGUUGGGGAAAUGAUAAAUGUGAAACAUGCAUCUGCCAGAAUGGAAUGGUAGACUGUCGCCCAUUGCAGUGUAAGCCAGUGUAUUGUCAACACCCAAUCAGACCACCACGAGAAUGUUGUGUCGACUGUGAGCGAGGAUGCACCUACAAAGGCAAGUUAUACCCUACUGGAUCGACAUUUGAUGACGCCCACGACCCCUGUGUUCACUGUAUUUGUGAUCGGGGCAACGUCACAUGCCGAGCAGAAACCUGCCCCCGUUUGCAGUCAUGCAAGAGUCCGUCCACCAGUCCAGGCAGUUGUUGUCCAGUCUGUAUGGACUGUGGAAACCGAGUGAACGGUUCUGAAUGGAACCCAACGCCAUGUCAGAAAUGUGUCUGUGUGAAUGGUGCUGUCCACUGUGAAAAAGUGACCUGUCCUCGUCCAGAAUGUGAACACCCAUACACACCUGAAGGAAAGUGCUGUCCUGUCUGUGUGGCAUGUUUUUAUCAAGGAACAAUUUACCAAGAUGGAGAAGACUUUCGGCCUGAUUCAUGUACUUCGUGUCACUGUGUCCAUGGUAACGUGAACUGUGUGACAAUCGACUGUCCGGCCGCAACCUGCAGCAACCCCAUCAUACCACCUGGGAAGUGUUGUCCUGUGUGUAACAGUGACUGCGAGUAUGACAUGAGGAGGUAUGCACACAACUCCUUCUUCUCACCCGGCUACAACCCGUGUCUGAACUGCUCGUGCGUGAACACUUUGGUGCGCUGUCACUCUGUCCACUGUCCGCCGCGGAACCUGCCCUGUGAGAGACCCAUCCGACGGCUCGGAGAGUGCUGUCCUUCACACUGCCCCAAAUGUACUCACCAGGGUGUUGAGUAUGAUGAUGGUGAGACGUGGACACCACGGGGAAGCACGUGCCAGGUGUGUGGGUGUCGGGACGGACUGGUCACAUGUCGCACCAGCAAGACGUGCGCUCUCGAAUGUACUCACGGCGUGGUGCGCAGGGGACAGUGCUGCUCUCCUUGUACAGAUUGUCUGUAUGACAGUCGUAUAAUUGGUGAUGGGAAGAGCUUCAUCCGGGCGGGAACUCCCUGUCAGCAGUGUCGGUGUGUGGGAGGUAACAUCGAGUGUCACAUCGGUGGACCGUGUCCCAGGUUACUGUGUGCCGUUACCGAGAUGUCACCCGAUCACUGCUGUCCACAAUGCAAAGGUUGUGAUUAUAAAGGUCGACGCUUUCAGCAUGGAGAAAUGGUUUCCCAAGACAAGUGUUCCAGAUGUGUUUGUAAAGAAGGCCAGAUCUCCUGUUAUAAGGUCCCAUGUCCCACACUGCGCUGCAAUAACCCAGUCCCCGUGGAGGGCGAGUGUUGCCCGCAGUGUUCCACAUGUGACUAUUAUGGGCGGAACUAUGAUGAUGGCCAGCAGUUUGUGUCUGAGAGAGACCCAUGCCAGAUCUGUGUGUGUCGGAAAGGGCAGGUAACUUGUCAGAGCAGGGAGCAGAAUUGUCCCCCGACUUCGUGUACUCAUCCCGACCAGAUCCACGGACAGUGCUGUCGGCGCUGUGACAACUGCUACUACAACCGACGCCGGCUACGGAAUGGGCAGCAGUUCACACCUGGCAGUGACCUAUGCUUUACAUGCAAAUGCAAGGAUGGAUCCGUGAAGUGUGGUCGGAGGGAGUGUUCCGAGGUGAACUGUCUGAACCCGGUGACUCCACCGGGUCAGUGCUGCCCUGUCUGCAGUUCGUCGUGUGUGAUGGAUGGCCAGGAGUACCAGGAUGGAGAGAGGUUCCCCGACAUGCAGGACGACUGCUCCAUCUGUACCUGUAGUGGAGGUGAUGUGACCUGCCAGCCAAAGCUGUGUCCCAGGACGUUGUGUUCUCACCCGGCCAGACUUCCUGGAGACUGUUGUUCAAACUGUGACUUCUGUCUGCACGACCGGAGGAUAUUCCGCAACAUGCAACACUUCAUUCACCCCAGUGAUGUCUGUCAGGAGUGCGUGUGCAAUAGUGGUUCAUUAGUGUGCAGUGCAGUGAACUGCCCAUCCUUGCCCUGUAGUCAGCCGAUGCCCAUGCCUGGGUCGUGCUGCCCUGUGUGUCCCAAGCGCUGUACAUACGGUGGUCUGUCGUACGAGGAUGGACAGACGUUUAAGAGCCCACGGGACAAGUGUGAGAAGUGUCUGUGUCUGCAGGGCAGAGUCCAGUGCAAGAAAAUGAAGUGUCCAGUCUCUGUUUGUACCCAUCCUGUAGAGCAAAACUGCUGUCAGAUUUGUGUCGACUGCUUCUACAAGAAUCGUCUUUGGAAAAAUGGCAUCAAGUUUCAGGAUCCACAAGACUCCUGCAGCAAGUGUCGCUGCCAGAACGGCAACAUCUGGUGUGAGAGCGUCAAAUGUCCUCCAAUCUCGUGCCGUAAUCCUGUCACCACUGACUGCUGUCCUGUGUGUACGAAGUGCGAGUACGAGGGUCGCCAGUAUAACAACGGGCAGAGAUUCUCCCUUGGAAAUGAAUGCAGAACCUGUACGUGCAUAGAUGGGACUGUAGAGUGCAGGAGCAGUGUGUGUGCAGUUCCAUCUUGUGAACAUCCGAUAGAUGGAGAGUGUUGCAAGGAGUGCAGUGACUGUCAGUACCUCAACAGACGCUACAGCAACCGACAGCGCUUCACCAACCCCAGAAACAAGUGUGAGGAUUGUGUGUGUAGAGACGGGACGGUGAGGUGUUCUAAGAAACCGUGUCCCACAGUUACGUGUCAGAAUCCAAGUCAAGGAGAAUGCUGUCCGGUGUGUUCGGACUGUCAGUAUCAAGGCCGGACUGUCAGGAACGGACUGAGAAUCCCACACGAGUCCGACCCGUGUAAAGAAUGCAUGUGUCGGAGGGGAAAUCUAGACUGCUUCCAGAGACAAUGUCUGAACACGAUUUGUCGUAACCCUGUAAAAAGGAGAUGCUGUCUGGAGUGUUCUGCGUGUCUGUACCAUGACAGGGAGUAUGACAAUAGAGAAAGGUUCCCAGAUCCUACUGACAAAUGUCACAUCUGCCAGUGUGUUGAUGGGAACGUAGCUUGUACAGCCAAGACUUGCCCCCAAGUACGCUGCACCAAUCCAGUCCAAGGCGCCUGUUGUCUGGAAUGCUCCAAGUGUCUGUAUCAGAACAGUGUGUAUGUGGAUGGACAAGACUUCCCCCACGAAACAGAUCCCUGUCAGACCUGCUCCUGUCAGAACGGGAAUGUCGUCUGCAGCAAGAAACACUGUCCCAGUGUCAUCUGCUCACACCCAGUUCAAGGUCGUUGCUGCUCAGAGUGUGGUGGUGAUUGCCAUUUUGAAAGAAGACUGUAUAAAAAUGGGGAGAAGUUUCAGAAAGACUGUAAAGUGUGUACCUGCUUGGAUGGGGACAUGAGGUGCUAUCCAAAAUACUGUCCCAAGGUUCUGUGUUCAAAUCCUUCCGUUGAAGACUGCUGUCCCGUGUGUGGGGAUUGCAUGUUUGAAGACCGUCACUUCAGGAAUGGGCAAACGUUUCCCGAUGUCAAAGAUCCAUGCAGUGAAUGUGUCUGUAGGAAUGGCACGUUUCAGUGUAGCAGGAAGCCGUGUCCAGAAGCCAUAUGUCAGAACCCAGCCCCUGGUCUGUGCUGCCCUGAAUGUCGGAACUGUGCUCUUCACGACAAGAUCCUGCCACAUGGUUACCGGUUCCCGGGAGAAAGCGACCCAUGUCAGACGUGUGUCUGUGAGGCUGGUACAAUCAGCUGUGAGAGGCAAAUCUGUGAUCCCCCGACGUGUGACAAUCCCGUUGUUGACAGCUGCGGUUGUUCUGCGUGUCGUCAGUGUGACUUUGAGGGUCGACGAUUCCAGAAUGGGGAAGAAUUCCCGCAUCCAACAGACAACUGUACAGUCUGUCGCUGUCGGGGUGGGAGUGUGAGCUGCUGGAACCAGCCGUGCGAGUCAUUGUGCACACACCCUGCAACAGUCGAUGGUUGCUGUCCUCAAUGUCGGGAUUGUCUCUACGAAGGCAAGCGCCGUCUGCAGGGAACGACCUUCACCUCUGAUGUUGACCCAUGUCAGAGCUGUGCUUGUCAGGCUGGUAACAUCAGCUGUCAAACACUGCGGUGUCCUCGAGUCCGAUGUAUGAAUCCCAUCAAGAAGCCAAGAGAGUGUUGUCCAUCAUGUCCUGUUUGCCAGUUCCUAGGCCAGACAUAUGCAGACAACAGUCGAUUUGAACACCCCUCAGACAUGUGUCAGACUUGCAGUUGUAAGACAGGUCGAGUGAAGUGUGAGAAAACACCAUGCGUGGUGCAGUGCUCUCACCCGAGACAAGACCUGUGCUGCCCCAAGUGUGAUGACUGUUUCUACCUCGGACAGCUUCGUCAGGACGGGGAGACAUUCCUGCCUGAUCCUUGCAAUCGGUGUACAUGUCGGUCAGGGAAUGUGGUCUGUGAAGAACAGACAUGUCCACAACUGACAUGCUUGCUGAAGGAGAAGGUUCCGGGGGAGUGCUGUGAGCGUUGCCAUGGUUGCGAGUUCCGUGGUGUCCAGUACGAGACUGACGCCAUGUGGAUACUGGAUGAGAACCCAUGCAUCUCGUGCAAGUGUCAUGGUGGGCUCGUCACCUGCAUGGAGGUGGAGUGCUACGUGCCGUGUACGAACCCAGUCAGUGUGCCAGGACAGUGCUGUCCAGUCUGUCCCACCUGUAAUUUUGAUGGUAAAAGGUAUAAAGAUGGAGAGGUGUUCAGCCCGAAUGGAGAUCCUUGCGACUACUGCACCUGUGAGGAUGGCCAUCUGAGGUGUGUACAUGAGGCGUGUCCCAGUGUGGCUAACUGUCCCCCGGAACAGCUUGUUGAUCCAGCACCUGGCGAGUGCUGUCCAUCAUGUGCAGGGUUUGGAACGACGUGUACGAGAACCGAGCUGGGGCGGAGAACCAGACCGAGACCUGAAGACCCUUGUUUCUUCUGUGAAUGUAAAGAUGACUUCAACUGGAUCUGUAUGAAGGAGUUGUGCAAACCUCUCAGCUGUCCACCGACUGUGCAGAUCUUCACACGCGGAAAGUGCUGUCCUAAAUGUCCACCUUGCCUGUCCACGACGGAUGGGCAAUACCACAAGGAAGGUGACACGUGGUUGGCUGCCGAUAACCCCUGUAUGUCAUGUCAGUGUCAGAACAAAGCUAUUUCCUGCCAUCUUCAGCAGUGUGCGGCAGUCCAGUGCUCGGAUUCUGAGAUACUCGUCAAGACAGAAGACGGCUGCUGUGAGACGUGUCAAGCUGUUCCUGAUGCCGUCUGCCUCUACCAAGGGAGAGAAUUUGAGCCAGGCACAGAGUGGACAAUUGAUGAAUGCACACGUUGCAAGUGUAUUGCUGGUAAAGUGAAGUGUGCAAUCAAACGAUGCCCGCCAAACAAAUGUGGACCUGAUGAAGUACCAUCCAUUGCUCCAGGAAACUGCUGUCCUAUCUGUCUCAAGCAACCGGGCACUUGCAUUGUUUUUGGUGAUCCUCACUACCGGACAUUUGACGGCACAACACUUCACUUCCAGGGACUGUGUAAAUAUGUAAUGGCAGCUGACUGUGAAAAUGAUGAGUUCUCUGUUGAGGUGCAGCAUGAUGACCGUGGAGCAGUUGGUGAGGUGUCUUGGGCUCAAAAUUUUACUGUGUCCAUUGCAGGCAUCACCAUAGAUCUACUACAGCAACAUGUAGUCAGGGUUAAUAGCCAGGUUGUGGAGCUGCCAUUUUUACUUGACCCCCAUGUGUACAUUGAGCUCAGUGGAAACACAACUCUGCUCAGUACCGACAUCGGAAUCAAGCUUUCUUGGAAUGGAAACAGCUAUGCAGAACUCAGUGUUCCUGGCAGCUACAAACGUAAAACGUGCGGACUGUGUGGCAACUUCAACGGCUUUCCGCAGGACGACCUCAGAACAAAGUUCGGACAAAUAACCAACUCACCAGCUGUCUUUGGAAACAGCUGGAAAGCUAAGACUCAGUAUAAGGAAGACUGCAGUGAUGUUAAAGAUGUUGACCCGUGUGUGAAGGCUGGAUACCGCACCAGAAAGAUGGCCACCAGCAAAUGUGCCAUCAUCAAGAGUAAAACAUUUGCUCGCUGUCACCGACUGGUAUCUCCUGAGUCAUUCUUUUCGUCGUGUGUGUACGACAUGUGUGCUUGUGCAGACGACCCCAACUGUCUCUGUGAUAUCCUGGCUUCCUACGCUCAUGAAUGUGCCAAGGCCAAGGUCAAAGUGCAAUGGAGGACUGCCAACCUCUGUGCUAUUGGCUGUGAUGAAGAGAAAGGCUUCAUGUUUGACGACUGCGGUCCGGUGUGCGCGCGGACAUGUGAGAACCGACACGUGUCUCAGGGCAACAUGACCGAGAACUGCUACAAGCCAUGUGUUGCCAGCUGCCAGUGUGCCGCCGAUAAAGUGCUUCACAACGGGAGAUGUAUACCAGCUAGCGAGUGUCCCGACGUCCACACUGUCACUGAUGAUAGUUUGUAGUGCGUCAUCGGUGAUGACUACAACCGUUAUUCUAAAUGUGUGCAGUUGUCAUAGUAACACAAAAUUGCUACUGGACUUAAAACAUGAGUGAUACAAAAACAUGAAAGAAGAACUGUAUAUUGUCAGAUAAAGAUGACUGUAAAAGAUUUUCAAUUCAUUGAACUAUUAAGGGGUGUUUAUUUCAAAUCUCACCUAUUGUUAUAUUCAUCAACAUUUGCAUAAUCUAAUUAAUUGACCUAUUGAGUAUUAACUGUCAUCUAUAAGUAUUAUUAGAUGACAAAUAAUUUAAAUAUUUGCAUAAUCCAAGUCAUUGAGCUAGUAAGAAGUGUCAUAUUUAAGUCUGACUUAUUGAUAAAUAAUGUAAAUAUUUGCACAGCUCAUUGACCUAUUUGAGUUUUUAAUUCUGAAUUGAAAGUUAAGUCAAGAUAAUGUCAUAUAACAUUACAAUGUAAUAACUAUACUGUUUUGAUAUCCCUUGCAGACGUUUUGUUAUAUUUCAACAUUUGUGUCUUGAAUGUGGUAAACCAAUGUAUGUUAUAUGUAACACUUUGUCCAAGAAAGUGCCUUUACUUUUGGACAAGUUUAGCAAGUUUUAUAAUUACAAAAUGUGGUUAGACAUAUCAGUUACGAAAUCCAGAAGCAUGUUUUUCAUAUGUAUUAAAAUACAUGCAUCUUUUAAUACUUAUUUAUGAAUGUAUUUAUUUUUUAGCAUGGAUCUUUUUGUUAAAUGUGUCUCUUUAAUGAAACAGGUUUAAUAUUAAAAGCUGUAUUGUUUCUUAACUGCAUGUUAACUGAUUUCGUUAGGUCUUGUAUAUAAAUGUAUGAGAUGGUGGAGCUCAGAGUUGGGGUGGAGUGGGGUGUGGUGGGAUGUGUGAAGGUUCAGCUACUUCCCUGAGUUUUGAGAGUUCUGGAAAUCUCAAUUUUUGGAUAGUCAAUGAUCUGAAAUGUUUGGAUUUCACAAGUAACAUAUUUUGGUCACUGUUAAUAUUUAUAAUUUUAUUAGCAAUAUAUUAAAAUAUACUGACAUCCAAAAGAAACUAUACAAAGAAAAAUUUAUUUAAUUUCCUUUAUAAUUGAAUAAUGGAAAUAAAAUUGUGGUUAAGUAUGUUUCUGCUUUUAUGGAAUGAAAUUUUGUUUCCAACAUGCCAAAACACCACUCUCAUGAAUAUUAUAUGUUUUAAACAUGCAACAUAUUUAGUGGGGGUUUUCAGUAGUCUAUCAGAGUAUUGAACCUCGGUAUAUAUUUCUGGCAGACAAAAGCACUCUUUCCCCCUUCCCCAGUGCUAAGAAAUCCUGUAUGCCUAUGGUUUGUGCACAAUAAUUCCAAAACCCUGCCAUUUUAUGUUGUGUACUAUCAUUUCAUUAGUAUAUAAAAUCAAAAGAAGUAAAGUUUGUUUUAUUUAACGAUGCCACUAGAGCACGUUGAUUUUGUUUAGCUGAAAGAAGUCUAAAAUGAAAAAGAAGUCAUUCUUAUUCUACAAACCAUUUCUACUUUGCAGGGUUUAGCAAAUCCACUAGCCAUCAGUCCCGGCAUGUGAAUAUUUGGUCAGGGCUAUUGGAAAUUAUCAACUGUAUUAUAGGGUCUCUAGGAGUACUAGAAUACAUGGGCACGGGCCAUUCACAGGACUCGAGUACCCAUGCAAGGAAGAGCCAAUUUGCCAUAUGCUUGCCACCAUUUAGCCCACAUUAUAGGGCUAUGAAACAUGGAUGGAAAACAAAAGUUGAAUGUGUGGAAUACAAUACAAUGGCAUGAUUUGGCAUCCAUGUUCAGCGCUGGAAUUCAGUUGCAUAGUGUUCUAUUUUACCUUAAUCUAGUAAAAGUGUCGGGUACUCAUGGAGGCCCUAUUGCAUUACUAUAUUACAUAUAGCACAAGCCAAAAUUUCUGUGAGGGCAAGUGACUUUCUCAAACAUUUGUCAAACACUGGUUGGCAAAUACAAAAACUAUUUUUGACUGCAAUAUCUGCAAGUUUAAUUGUUGUUGUACCUCACUUUUGUGACUAGACAAGAUAAUAUAACAGUAACCUCCAAGAGGUCAAAGCUGAAUAUAAAUACAUGUAUAUGCUCAAGUGUUGUCUACUUAGUCAUCCAUAUACCAUCAAUACAUGUAGCAUCACAUUGCAAUAGAGAUGCUUAUCUACAUUUCAUCUCAUUUUGAAGUUCACAGUCAUUGUUAGCAAUCAAAAUAAAAUAUCUAUGCUUGUUGUAAAUUGAUGUUUUGCAGAAUUAAUUAUAGCACUUUUAUAAAACUCUAAUCCGACAUGAUUAUUCAUCCGUCCAUCAUGCACGCUGAAGUAUUAGAACAUAUUACUUACAAGUUGCAGGUAUUUCUACAAUUUUUUGUUAAUAGAUGGUGGUAUAUCCAUUAAGGAUUAAAUUUGCCAUUCAUCUCAGUUGCAUUUUACUCACCAUUAUAAUAAUAUGAGACUACUUGCUCAACUGAUGUGAAACAGAAAUGGUCAUGAGCUUUAUGUGAUUGCUCAGCCGAUGUGAAACUGAAAUGGUCAUGACCUUUAUGUGAUUGCUCAGCUGAUGCCAAACAGAAAUGGUCAUGACUGUUAUGUGAUUGCUCAGCUGAUGCGAAACGGAAAUGGUCGUGACCGUUAUGUGAUUGCUCAGCUGAUGCGAAACAGAAAUGGUCGUGACCGUUAUGUGAUUGCUCAGCUGAUGUGAAACAGAAAUGGUCAUGACUGUUAUGUGAUUGCUCAGCUGAUGUGAAACAGAACUGGUCAUGACCGUUAUGUGAUUGCUCAGCUGAUGCGAAACAGAAAUGGUCGUGACCUUUAUGUGAUUGCUCAGCUGAUGUGAAACAGAAAUGGUCAUGACUGUUAUAUGAUUGCUCAGCUGAUGCAAACAUAAAUGAAAUGGUCAUGACCGUUAUGUGAUUGCUCAGCCGAUGUGAAACAGAAAUGGUCAUGAGCUUUAUGCGAUUGCUCAGCCGAUGCGAAACGGAAAUGGUCAUGACCUUUAUGUGAUUGCUCAGCUGAUGCAAAACAGAAAUGGUCAUGACCGUUAUGUGAUUGCUCAGCCGAUGCGAAACGGAAAUGGUCAUGACCGUUAUGUGAUUGCUCAGCUGAUGCGAAACGGAAAUGGUCAUGACCUUUAUGAUUGCUCAGCUGAUGCGAAACGGAAAUGGUCAUGACCGUUAUGUGAUUGCUCAGCUGAUGUAAAACAGAAAUGGUUAUGACAAUUAUGUGAUUGCUCAGCUGAUGCAAAACAGAACUGAAAUGGUCAUGACCUUUAUGUGAUUGCUCAGCUGAUGCAAAACAGAAAUGAAAUGGUCAUGACCUUUAUGUGAUUGCUCAGCUGAUACAAAACAAAAAUGGUCAUGACCUUUAUGUGAUUGCUCAGCUGAUGCGAAACGGAAAUGGUCAUGACCUUUAUGUGAUUGCUCAGCUGAUGCGAAACGGAAAUGGUCAUGACCUUUAUGUGAUUGCUCAGCUGAUGCAAAACAGAAAUGGUCAUGACCGUUAUGUGAUUGCUCAGCCGAUGCGAAACGGAAAUGGUCAUGACCGUUAUGUGAUUGCUCAGCUGAUGCGAAACGGAAAUGGUCAUGACCUUUAUGAUUGCUCAGCUGAUGCGAAACGGAAAUGGUCAUGACCGUUAUGUGAUUGCUCAGCUGAUGUAAAACAGAAAUGGUUAUGACAAUUAUGUGAUUGCUCAGCUGAUGCAAAACAGAACUGAAAUGGUCAUGACCUUUAUGUGAUUGCUCAGCUGAUGCAAAACAGAAAUGAAAUGGUCAUGACCUUUAUGUGAUUGCUCAGCUGAUACAAAACAAAAAUGGUCAUGACCUUUAUGUGAUUGCUCAGCUGAUGCGAAACAGAAAGUCAUGACCUUUAUGUGAUUGCUUACUGAUGUGAAACAGAAAUGGUCAUGACCUUUGUGAUUGCUCAGCUGAUGUAAAACAGAAAUGGUCAUAACCUUUAUGUGAUUGCUCACUGAUGGUUCAAGGUACUCUCCAUUCCGGAAAAAUAAUGGAGACUAGGCCUGCUAGAGCAGAAUCUGAUUAUUUUUUCAAGAAUGGAGUUACAAGGAUAUUCCUCCACUUAAAAUACACCAAUAAAUAAUUGCAUACAUAAGUACCGUAUAUGUUUUAUGACAUUUGCACACAUUUUGUGUGGCAGUCUAGUGAUCACAUGCAUUUGGACAUUACCGAUAGGUAUUGGACAGAAUUUUAAUAGUUUAGCAGUGCAUGUGUAUUUAACAAAACAAAAAAACUAAAUUAAAUUUUGCAAGAAAGCAUCACAUUAAAUUGGCAUUUAUCAUUGCCAAUCAGACCUUUAUCAUGGCCUUUUAAUCAAGCUAAAUUUAAUCACCCUUUUGUUGUUGGACUUCAUUGAUAGCUUAUAUUUUUAGAAGAUCACAAGAUCUAAGCAUGUAUUUGAAAUAAGUUUAAAGUGACGUUCUCAUGAUGCGAUUAUUGUUUCACCGACUUGUUGCAUGCGAUUUAUUGUAGUGACUCGAAUCGUGUGUGUGGGAAGACGUUAUGUCAUAAGAUUUAAUGACGUCAAACAAAACUCGUCAGUUUAAAAAUAUUUUGCCAGAAUUGUAAGAGCCUUCAAAUUUCCAGUGAAAUGAAGAAAACAUGACUAGACAAUUUACUGAUGGGAUUAUGUAACAAAACAAUUAUAGACCACAUCUGGGCAACAAUAGGUUUUAUGGACCCAUGAAAUCAGACAUUUUGACAUGUUUAUAAGCAACUGAAAAAACAUGGAAGUGACAUAACUAAACGGUUGUACUUUAAUGUGAUUUGAUUGGCUGAGAGCUUAGAUUUGUCUUGAGAAAUAAAACAUGUUCUAAUCGGUACGAUUCAGACACGAUUUGUUGUAUAAGACAUAAAGUUGUUCCGAUUUAGGUGUUCUCACGGUACGAUUCAGACACGAUUUGUCGUAUAAGACUAAAGUUGUUCCGAUUUAGGUGUUCUCACGGUACGAUUCCAUUGCAUGCGACCAGUUGGUACAACUAAUUGCAUCAUGAGAACGCCCCGUCAAUGAUCAUAGAUGGAUGUGUAAAUCUUGGGUAGGCCUAUUCACAUUAUGAAAUAGAAAUUGGUUCUAAACUCCUAACAGUCACAUUUGUUGUUGCAAUAACAUAAGACUGGAUGUCAACUUUUAGCUCAUUUACUCAUAAUAAAUGUUGGAAAAAGGUUGUAGCUUUAAACAUUUUAGUGUCAAAAUCUGUAUCAAUUUGCUUAUCAGAUCUGUAUUUAUUUGAAUUUCAUAGACUUGUAUACACAUUUUUUCCUCUUGCCAAAACCAUUUUCGUUUAUACAAUACUCAUACUUGCCUUGUUUAGAGGUUCUUGUUAAUUAAUUUUACGUCUUUUUUUUGUACACAUAUUCUCAGUCCAAUUUGUACACAAUGGUCGGUCUCUUUUAAAUAUGAAUAAAUAUUGUUUUGUGAA